Mobula hypostoma (lesser devil ray) is the source of this 7255-nucleotide messenger RNA. RefSeq names its product segment polarity protein dishevelled homolog DVL-1-like. Gene Ontology annotation, cellular component: cytosol. The transcript is spliced from 15 exons. Gene Ontology annotation, molecular function: frizzled binding. Gene Ontology annotation, biological process: intracellular signal transduction; canonical Wnt signaling pathway. Bases 130 to 2214 code for a protein of 694 amino acids. The record is from RefSeq and is a predicted model, not a curated record. NCBI's taxonomy places the organism in Eukaryota, Metazoa, Chordata, Chondrichthyes, Myliobatiformes, Myliobatidae.
GGGAUGCUGUCCACCAGGCCGCGCUGUCGAGUUUGACAGGUCUCGUUUCUCCCACAUCCAUGAGCCGGUAGGACUGAGGGAGUGCGGCCGGGAGUGGGGUUUUGCCACCCGUCACGGUUCCGAUCCCCGAUGGCGGAGACCAAGAUAAUUUACCACAUGGACGAGGAGGAGACGCCGUACUUGGUGAAAGUGGCGGUGCCGCCGGACCUGGUCACUCUCGGUCACUUCAAGCAGGUCCUCAAUAACAGGCCGACCAGCAGCUUCAAAUUCUUCUUUAAGUCCAUGGACCUUGACUUCGGAGUUGUAAAGGAAGAGAUUUCUGAUGACAAUGCCAAGUUACCUUGCUUCAAUGGAAGAGUGGUUUCAUGGUUGGUGCUGGCUGAAGGUUCGGCUUCUGACGGAGGCUCACAGUGUGCAGAGAGUCAAUCAGAGCUACCUCCCCCCAUCGAGAGGACGGGAGGCAUCGGCGACUCCAGGCCACCAUCCUUUCACGCAAACACUGCCGGCAGUCGGGAUGGUUUGGACAACGAUACCGGAACAGAAUCGAUCUUGAGCAUCAGACGGGAGCGGGACAGGCAUCGGCGAAGAAAUAGAGAGCGAGAGAUACACGAUGACAUUGCACGAGUAAAUGGACACACAAAACCAGAUCGGCAUCGAAAUCCAGGUGGUUAUGAUAGCGCCUCCACUGUGAUGAGCAGUGAAUUGGACUCGAGCAGCCUUAUCGAAUCCGAUGAUGACAAUACCAGCAGAUUAAGCAGCUCAAUGGAGCAGAGUGCUUCCUCUCGACUCAUGAAGAGACACAAACGCAGGAGACGGAGGCAUCGUAUGAGACAGAUGGACAGGUCCUCAUCACUGAGCAGCAUAACAGACUCCACCAUGUCACUCAAUAUUAUCACUGUGACGCUAAACAUGGAGAAGUACAAUUUCCUGGGCAUUAGCAUCGUAGGUCAGAGUAAUGACCGGGGAGAUGGCGGGAUAUACAUUGGGUCAAUAAUGAAGGGGGGAGCAGUGGCAGCUGAUGGCAGAAUUGAGCCCGGUGAUAUGCUUCUGCAGGUCAAUGACGUCAACUUUGAAAACAUGAGUAACGAUGACGCUGUAAGGAUUCUCCGGGAAAUCGUCUCAAAGCCUGGACCCAUCAGCUUAACGGUAGCCAAGUGCUGGGACCCCACCCCCAGGAAUUAUUUCACUAUUCCAAGAACAGAACCUGUGAGACCUAUUGACCCAGCAGCCUGGAUUACCCAUACCACUGCCAUGACAGGAACAUUCCCUCGCUACGGUAUGAGUCCCACCACCAGUGCCAUUACCUCCACCAGCUCUUCACUAACCAGCUCCAUCCCAGACUCAGAAAAGUUUGAAGAUUGGCCACUAACAGUUAAAAGUGAAAUGCCAGUCAUUGUCAAGGCAAUGCAGUUAUCUGACUCGGGACUGGAGAUCCGUAACAGGCUAUGGUUGAAGAUCACAAUUUCAAAUGCGGUCAUUGGAGCUGAUGUGGUUGACUGGCUUUACUCACGUGUGCAGGGAUUUAAAGAUCGUCGCGAAGCAAGGAAAUACGCAAGCAGUAUGCUGAAGCACGGCUACCUUAGGCAUACAGUCAAUAAAAUUACGUUCUCUGAGCAAUGUUACUAUGUUUUUGGAGACCUCAGUGCCAAUAUGGCUGGCUUGAGCUUAAAUGAAGGGUCCAGUGGAACAUCAGAGCAUGACACUCUUGCACCGCUCCCACAUCCAGCUUGUCCCUGGCAGCUGGCUCAGGGAUUCCCAUAUCAGUAUCCACUGCCUCAGUCAUAUUAUCCUCCCACCUGCCAAGAGCCUUCCCUGAACUUUGGAAAUGGCAGCGCUGGAAGCCAGCAGAGUGAAGGCAGCAAAAGCAGUGGAUCCAGUCGGGCAGUAGCUGAGAGAAGAGGCUCUAUGGGGAAGGAAAAGGAGCAGAAAACAGAGUCCAAGAUGGUGGGGGUUGAGAGCGAACCAGACCGCAUCACUGGAAACAUCGUGCUCUGUGAGCGACCAGCAAGCCAGCUCAGUCAUCACAGCCACUGCUCUCAUGGACCUCCAGGGGUCCCACCAAUCUACCAGCCCACAAUCCAAAAGUCGACUGGCCCUCCCGGAGCACCUCCUGUCCGAGAUCUAGCAUCUGUCCCCCCUGAGCUCAUCAGUAGCCGGCAGUCCUUCCAAAAGGCCAUGGGUAAUCCAUGUGAGUUCUUCAUCGACAUCAUGUGACAGCACCGUCUUCUCGCACUAAACAACACUGAAAUAUUUUGCACACAGCACUGUUUGUGACUCAUCUUUAAUGUGUCAGGAAUCCCAGGCUUCUAAUUCUAACCACGAUUCAAUUUCUCAUCUGUCCUUGUUAAUAGAAGUUUGAAUUUGUUGGUUUUGGCAAAUAAUGGUGCCAAGCACUGCUUUGUGUUGGUGUGUUCCACGUCUCAGUGCCGUCAUCAGCUUCUCUGUACACUGUAAAGAGAUGAUGAAGUUCUUCUCAUCUAGAUACUGUAGAUGUUAAUUGGACUAUUUUGGCCCCUCUCUCACAUAGGUCCUCACCACCCACUCAUCUCUUUAGUGACAUGUUAAAGUGCUCCCUGGUUUCUCAAUGUACUUUGUCUUAUCCCUUUAGCAAGCACCUUUCCCAUUGUAAAGAAACGACACAGCACAUUUGGGCAUGUCUCCUUUUCCAGCUUAGUGGUGCCCAAGAUAGCAGCCUUUCAAAAAGUGCCGUGAGGAAUUUCAAAAAGAUUAAAAUGCAGGACUUGACACUUAUGCAGCUUUUGCACUCUGCAACUAUUUCUACUGCAGUUUUAAGGGAAACUGUCCUCUCUGAGCUAAUGUACCCUGUGCAUGUGAUGUAUUUUGGACAUCCCCAGAUUGUCGUAGAGACUUUGAAAUUUUGAUCAUAGUUACUGCUAAAUGAUACAUGGUCUCAUUGCCAUUUAAUCAGUUUUUGAAAGGUUUAUGCUCUGUCCAGAACAGCUGCUUAUUAGAAAUGAUUCUUUUUGGGUUUUUUGUGCCACUCCCAACAACGAGACUGUCAGAAACUAAACUGCAGUUGUAAGGAGAUGUUUUGGUUGUUUCCAUUCCCCCCCCCCACCUCCAAAUUCCCCUUCUCCUUUGAAAAUGUUCUUCCUGAGAUUCAGUCAUCUCUUCUCCUGGUGACUCUUGCUGGAUUAUGGCCCCUCGUCUUCUCUCAAAGGUGCUGGCCGUUCCUGAUGUGCACAUCUGCCUUUUAUGUGACUAUCCUUCAGGUGUAGAGAGUGUCAGCAGAUUAUUUAAAGGAAGAAUCACAUUCCUGCUCUCCAGUUGCUAGACACCUCCCACCCCCACCAGCAUGGCUAACGAGAUAAGUUUCAAAAUCUUGCUCUUGGCACUUUACAUGUGAACAUAUGAACAUGCAAAUUAGCAGUAGGACUAGAAAUGUCUUUCCCCGAACUCUGUCGUAAAUUAGUGACUCUCCUUAAACAAUGAUCCAUAAUUUAAAUCAUCUCACAAAAGGAAAAAUCCUCUUCACUUGCACUCUGUUUCAAUCAAGUCUGCUCUCACAUUUCUAAAUUCUGACCUUUCCUUCUCUUUUGAAAAUGCUGCCCUUUACUCAGAUCCAAACAUCUCUCCUCAAUCUUUCUAUAUAAGAAAACUUGCCCACUCAAGGUCUAAUAAUUCUUCCCUAAUGAUGUGAAUGGUCACAUUUUUUUUAUGAACUCCUUCCAACAAAUUCACAUCUGUGGUUUGACUGAGGUAUAACCUCCAUACUUUAGUAUUCAAUUCCUCUAGCCUCAAGCAAUAACAUUGUGUUAGCUCUCCUAAUUGUUUGAUAUCCUUGCAUACUCGUCUUUGCACAUCAUGUACAAGGACACGUGGCCCUCUCUGUAGCCUCUCACCAAUUAGAUUUUGUUUUAUUUUUCCUACUAAGAGGAUGUAAUUAAGCUAGAGGGAGUGCAGAAAAGCUUCAUAGGGAUGCUACCCGGACUGGAGGGUUUGAGUUGUAAGGAGUAACAGAAUAGGCUUGGUCUGUUUUCUCUGGAACAAAGAAGUAUAAGAGGUCUAUGAGAGGCAUCGAUAGGCUAGGAGCCAAGUAUCUGUUUCCUAUGGUGGAGAUGCUCAAAAUUAGAAAGCAGCUUUAAGGCAACUGGGAGGAGGUUUAAUGGCGAACUGAGGGGUAUUUUUUCCCCACACAAAAAAGUAGUUGGUAUCUGGAAAGAGCUGCUAGAGAAGGUAGUGGUGGAGAUGGGAGCAAAUGGGAUUGGUAUAGAUGCUCGGCAUAUACAUGAUGGGCCUAAGGGCCUAUUCUAUGCUGUACAACUCUGACUGUAAAGGAUAAUUUUGUAUUUUUGCACGUUAUAUUCCAUUUGCCAAAUCCUUGUUGACUCGCUUAACAUAUCUAUACUGGCAGCCUUCUCUCGCUUACUUUCCUCCUUAUCUUUGUGUCAUCAGCAAAUUUAACAAAUGUACCUUUGGUGCCUUCACCUAAGUCAUUUAUAUAAACUGUAAACACAAAAAGCUGAGGCUCUAACACAGAUCUCUGCAGCACCUCUAUUAACCAAGUAGUCCUCUGUCUAUACAAUGAAUUUUUAUAUUCUACAAUUCUGCCAUUCUUUGCCAAUCCUGUCAUAACUGUGACAAUGAUUUUGCCACACUCCCUCUCCCUAACCAGCCCAGCUUUCUCAAUACCUUUUCUUAAGGCGAGAAUGCAUGCAAACGCACUACACUGGGGUAUGCAUCCCUCUCUCUAAGGGAAUAAUACUAGAAUGGGAAACCUGAAAAAGCAGGCAUAAAAGCCAGGGGUUUUGUGUGUAAUGAUAGUUUCCUUUUAUUUCAGAGAAUGAGGAAAUGGUGCAGUGCAGAGAGUCAUAUUCAAUUCCAUCAGGUCUAAAUACAGCCUCAGUCAGAGCAUCAAAGUGUGAAGGGAACUGGAUUAAUCUUAAGUUCUGGUUGUAGCCCUAUUCCUUGGCACACAUCAGUGCACAGGUGAGUGUGAAUGCUGUUACAUUUGCACCAGCAGCAACAUUCCAGGACUCUGAAACAUUCUUUGAAGAAAAUAAAUAUUUCAAAGCUUGUUAAGAUUUCAAUCUUAGCAUCUAGUCACACAGAAGCUGCUUCAAGCAUUGCUUCAUUUAAGGCCAUCCUGUGGGCACCUCGAGGCAAGGGCUCGGAGGAAUGAAAGAUCAAGCAAGGUCGGCAGAAAACAAAGCCCAGUCUUUGAACAUUGGCACAGUUGAUCCGGUGCUUAGACUUUGGAUUGUAAUAAUGAAAACAAUGCAGAUAUAUUGAAGAGUUCAAGAAUAGUAAUCAUAAUUAAGUGAGGAAAUGUAAAAAAUGUACAGUAGAAGAUUAAAUUUUAUUAAAUUAAUUAUUGUAACUAUUCUGUAGCUCCAACUCAAAGGUUCUGCCCAACCUUUCAGUUGUUGGGAGCUGUCGUUAUGUGUACCAGUGUUGUAGAUACUGUAUUCAGUUCCUGUGUCUCAAUAGUUAAUAUAUCACUGCCUUGGUGUAAAGCUAUUUUAAACACUAAAAAUCACAUUUUUCUUGUCUUUCUUUGUUUCUGUGGUUUUUUUCACUUGUUGUAUUGUCAGUUUUAUUUUACUGCUUUUGGAAAGAAUAUUCGAUAAAGAUCACGAGAGUCCAGCUCCGUGAGAUUGGAACCUAUCUUGCAAACUCAGCAGCAGUAUUCCACAUUAAUGACAGCUUAUCUCACCCUUGGGAUCAUAUUGUCAAGAGGUGGCUGAUAAUAGAGGUGUUGGUUAUGUUAACAUUGAUACACAAUGCAUUAUGUUUAGAGUAAGGUUCCUUCUGCACUGUUCUGUUUUAUAUGCUGAGAGUAGGGACAGAAUAGGCUGGAUACCGAAUACAGCUCCUCAUAAACCCUCUCUUCAAAUAUUCCCUAGUUAGGUACACUAUGAACUAGGUUAAGAGCAAAGCAUGCACUGUCCUAUGACACCUGUGGAGUUGCUUGGGGCAAAUUGAACAGACACAUUAUUAUCUUCUUGAUUAUUCAAUUUUGAUAUUAUUUGUAUUGUUGACUAAUUUCUCUUUGCAUCCAUCUUGUGUAUUAAUGUAAACUUCACGGUCACUGAACUGCAUGUCACCUAGAGCAAUUACACUCUUUUGGGCACUGAAGUGCAUCCACUUGAUUAAGUUAUGCUCCAUGAUUAAAUGGAAAUAAAGCGCUUGCAGUUUAAUAAGAUAUUCUGGCAGCCUGGUUGGCAUGUGUAAGAGUGUGAGUGAUUAGGGAUGAGCAUCCUGCCAUAGUUACUGUUGGAACUGGUUUCUAGCCUGCUCUUCGCCAGGAGGCUGGGAGGAGAAAAUAACAGACACUAUCAAUUAAAGACAAAUAGCCAAAGGUUAGGUUAUAGGCUGGAUAACUAAGUUAUGUUUUAGUAUUCUUUCAUGAAAUGUGUCACUGCCAAAACCAACAUUUGGUGCCCAUCUUUAACUGCUCUCACAAAGAUUGACUGCAACAUUUCAAUCUAUGCGUUAAGGGUUUCUCUACAGUGCUGCUGGAGGAGGGUUGCGGAAUUUUUAUCCAGCGGAUUCUCCGGCGUGUAUAUUUUCUACAAUUUCAAAACAUCUCCCAGAUUCUACUACUUCAUCAACACACUGGGGGAAAUUUACAAUGGCCAAUCAGACUACCAACUUGUACAUCUUUAGGAUGUAGGAGGAAACUGGAGUACCUGGAGGAAAUCCAUGCAGUCACAGAGGGAGUGCAAACUCCACACAGACAGUCCCCAAGGUCAGAGCUGAAACUGGGUCUCAGGCACUCUGAGGCAGUAGCUCUAUUAGCUGCAUAGCUGCACCACUGUGCCACGCUUUUCCUGUCCUUCUAGAGUAAUGCUUGGAUGUUUUUAAAGAUUCUAGUUAAACCUGACUUUUCCAUGUGAUAGUUCUCACAAUUUUUGGAAUAAGUCUUCAGAUUUAUUGAAGAGGACAUUGUUUAAGUGUUUUUAAAUGGGAUUUGAUUUUCUUUGGAGUUAUGUUGUGAUUUGAACUUGUGUCUCCUGAUUACCUGCCUGGUAACUACAGGCUAGCUAUGAUUUGUUACCAGCAAUGAAAACAAGGCAUUCUCUUGUUUCAGCAAUGGUAUUUAUUUGGAAGUACAUGUAUACUCUGUCACUUUGCACACUGAUCCAUUAAUGACUGAUGUGGGUAACUUAAUAAUCAACAUGGCUCAUUAAUGUUGUUUGUUUGUAAAUUUCAGAGCUGUGUAAACAUUGGCCUGGAAAUCACUUCGCACUAUUUUGACAUUAAAACUGUUGUACGCCAUUCUAACUGUAUU